GAGUAGCCAUAGUUUGUUAGAGCAUUCCCCCAAGGAAUAUAACACCAUUGUGUGACGAGCAACCCUUCACCAAAAACUAAGGACUGAUAAACUGCAAGAGACCGUUCCUAUCAGGAUUGUGGAGUCUGCAACCAGAUAUCAAUGCAUAACAGAAUUGAAGAGAUGUAUCAUCAUCAACAACAGCUUCAGAGCCACAGUCAUUUCCUGUCUUCUAGGCAGACAUUCCCUCCAGAAAGGCACAUGCUUCUGCAAGGAGGGAGCAUUCCAGCAGAGCCAGGGCUUGUGCUUUCCACUGAUGCUAAACCUAGGUUAAAAUGGACACCUGAACUACAUGAGCGUUUUGUGGAGGCGGUAAACCAACUUGGUGGGCCUGACAAAGCUACACCGAAGACAAUCAUGAGACUCAUGGGUGUCCCCGGACUAACACUAUACCACCUUAAGAGUCAUCUUCAGAAAUACAGGCUAAGCAAAAACAUCCAUGCCCAAGCUAAUGGUGUAAAUGCAAAAAAUGGUAAUCAUAGCAUUCUCUCGUUACCUAGCAGUUAUCGGCCUCCAAUUAAGCUUAAUACUGAAUGCCCUUUCUGCUCUUCAGUGAUUGGUUGCACCAUGGCAAUGGACAAACCACUUGAAGGAAAUGGAUCACCAGCUAGCCACUUAAACCUUGGAACCCAGACAAACAAAUCUGUGCACAUAGGUGAAGCCCUUCAGAUGCAAAUUGAAGUACAGCGCCGACUGCAUGAGCAACUAGAGGUACAAAGACAUUUGCAACUCCGCAUUGAAGCACAAGGGAAGUACCUACAAUCUGUGCUAGAAAAGGCACAGGAGACACUUUCAAAGCAGAAUGCAGGGUCAGUCGGUGUAGAAACCGCGAAGAUGCAACUGUCAGAAUUAGUCUCAAAAGUAUCGACAGAAUGCCUCCAGCAUGCAUUUACAGGCUUUGAGGAGAUUGAUGGUUCCCAAAUUCUACAAGGCCAUACCAUCCAACUUGGCGAUGGGUCAGUUGACAGCUGCUUAACUGCCUGUGACGGCUCACAGAAAGAUCAAGAUAUCCUGUCAAUCAGUCUUUCCGCUCACAGAGGAAAGGAGAUAGGAGGCAUGACCUUUGAUAUACAAGAGAAAGAAAGAGGAAGAGAGGAUUUGUUUCUUGACAAGCUAAGCAUGACGCCUCCAGGCCAACUAGACAGGCGUGAGAGAGGAAGUUUUAGUAUGACACGGAAGGCAGCAAAACUGGAUCUGAACAUCAAUGAUACCACUGAUGGGCCACAGAACUGCAAGAAAAUUGACUUGAAUGGGUUCAACUGGACCUAGGAAGAGUUAGCAAAAGACCUUGCAAAUUAAAUCUGACUUGAUUCAUCAAGAGUGACAAGCUUAUAAGCUUGAGAUUGGCUCCUUCUGCCAAGAUAGCAGCAAAGAGAGGAAGUGAAACCGAAUGAGUUAUUCCAAAGACCAGCAGCAUCGACAUAUCCUCCAUGGCAGGACCUGGGUGAUCCUCGGAACAGCUGCGCUGUCGGCCCAUCACGAUUCAGCGAAAUAAGUGAUGAAAUUACAAUAAGUAGGGCAUGUAGAUUGGUAGAGUGUAUUUGAGAGAGUCUAGUGUUCUCCUCCGGCUAUACCUUAUUGUGAUUCUGUACACAAGCAUAUAAAUACAACGAUUUUUGUCA
Molecule: messenger RNA, 1661 nt
Organism: Zea mays
Lineage: Eukaryota; Viridiplantae; Streptophyta; Magnoliopsida; Poales; Poaceae
Product: myb-related protein 2
Exons: 6
Coding region: 142-1308 (388 amino acids)
Molecular function (GO): DNA-binding transcription factor activity; DNA binding
Source: RefSeq, a predicted model, not a curated record